CCCGCCGCGGCUCCGCCCCCGGGGCCGCCCCAGGUGCCGGCGGGGGGGCGGCUCCCGCCACGCGAGCAGCGGCCGCGGGACCUGCACGUCUCGCCUCGGCUCGGCUCGGUUCUCUUCGGCUCGGCUCGGCUCGGCUCGGCUCGGUUCGGCUCGGCUCGGCGCUCCCCCGCCUCAGAUGGCUUCAGUAACAGAUGCCAGAUACAGGCAGAAAGAUACUUCAGAUCAAAAUUUUGAUUACAUGUUCAAACUCCUGAUCAUUGGCAACAGCAGCGUGGGCAAAACAUCCUUCCUCUUCAGAUACGCUGAUGACACUUUCACACCAGCCUUCGUUAGCACAGUAGGAAUUGACUUCAAAGUGAAAACAGUGUAUAGAAAUGACAAGCGGGUGAAACUGCAGAUUUGGGAUACAGCUGGGCAAGAAAGAUACAGGACCAUCACUACAGCCUACUACCGAGGAGCCAUGGGCUUCGUCCUCAUGUAUGAUAUCACCAGUGAAGAUUCCUUCAACGCAGUGCAGGACUGGGCCACACAAAUUAAGACUUACUCCUGGGACAAUGCACAGGUGAUUCUGGUCGGAAACAAAUGUGACAUGGAGGAUGAAAGAAUUGUUCCUGUGGAGAAGGGGAAACAUCUGGCAGAUCAGCUAGGUUUUGACUAUUUUGAAGCUAGUGCCAAAGAAAACAUCAAUGUAAGGCAGGUGUUUGAGCGUCUGGUUGAUAUAAUCUGUGAAAAGAUGUCGGAGAGUAUAGAAUCAGACUCUUCCAGGGGCACUUCUGGAAGGAGCAUGCGACUCACAGACAACCCACCCCCUUCUCAGCAGAACUGCUCAUGUUAGUGAGCUUUCUUGCUGAGAAAUGUCCUCCUUUCCUGACUAAAUUUUAUCUUUUCAUUUGAGUUGGUGCAUUAUCAUGUAGUCGAAAGGUAUAAGUCUCUGUUGUAGGAAACUGGUAUGUUUGUUUAAUGUGCUGGAGUGUUAAUGUUGUAUUUCCUCAUCCAAUAAUUUAAAAAACAAAAAUCUAAAUAAAUAUUGUAAGUGUACCUAGUGUUAAUGUGAGUUACAUUGAAGAAGAAGAAUUGUAUAGUGUUGCAAAUGUUAUUUCCACAGAGAAUGUUGCAUUGUUAAUUAUAAAUUCCUCUAUGGCAGGAAGAGAUUUUUGUCAAGAACAGCAGGAAAGAAGGAACCAGGAUUAGAAGGGACCAGGUCUAAAAGAAAACAGGGGGAAAAAACCUCCUGUAAAGCAAAAAUAUACUUUUGUUUUUUUCCUUUUUGCAUUUAAAAAAAAAAAUCAAUCCCCAGAUAUUUUGAGAGUUGUUCUCCUCCAGACAUGGACCUGAUUUUUUCUGUAUGAUGGAGCAGAAAAAGCAUUGCAUUUCUGCCUGACAGUUUGAGGUCCUUCAGAGAUCGAAGAGGAAGGGGAGGUGGAUUUUGUGUUGGGGCUCUAAAUAGAGGAAGAGCGUGUGGAGGGGGAUCAAGGCUCCCAGGCAGGGGACGAGGAGUACAAGAAGGCCUCACAGCCAUGCCUGCAUUUCCCUGUGCUCUUGGCUGGUGCUGGCUGAAGGAGCAAGAUCCCUUCCAGGGACUGCCCUUGCCUGCAAACCUCUCCCCAGUCACCAGGAAGGGCUUGCGGAGUGCUGGGGGUGUCGCUGUGUUCGGCACCUUCUCGUCCCUAAUCAUUUGAUUCUAGAAGCCCAAGAGCUGACUGUCCUGAGCUUUUCCCCUGUAUCCUGCAGUUUUACCUCUCCAGGUUUGGAUCUGCUCUCAAGUGCUUGAUGGUGGAUUUGUUGCAGGACAAAGGAAAAGAGGAAUUGGCUGCUGCAUGCUUAGAUGGAGGCAAAAUCUGACAUGUAAGACUUGGAACAGCAGUAUCUCAGAAAGAUAAAAAUAUCAGGAGCCAAAAUAUGAGUGUUGGCAAAUAUUAGUGUCAAUAUUAUUAGAUUUUCUUUCUACAUUUUGUUGUUGAUUUAUUUUUUUAAUUUUGUGCUAGAUGGUUGCAUGUGUGGGGAUAGCUUUUCUGGUUUCAGAUUCAACCACAAAGCAUAAUUUAAAAAAAGGAAGAUUGAUUAAUAAAACAUAACUGCAAAUGAAAAAUGGCAAAGAUGUCCCGUUAUUCUAUGGAUGUUUUGUUGCAUUAUUCUUUGAAGGGAGGAACAAUUUUUAAUAUUUAACAUCUAAAAUGUUCUUAUACUUUCAACAUCUCUAAAAUUACAAAACUUCUACAUCAGUGUGCAGAACUCUGUGUGCAUUAGUCACAUGCAGAGCUGGUAUUUCCCUGAAAUACAUGAAGGAAUUGCUUUUGCAAAUCUGUGAAAUUACAUACACUGUAUGCCUUUGUGGUCACACACCCAGCUCUAAAUAGUGAUUUCAAAUUGUGUCUUUAAAUGUAAAUUAGGUGGAUAUGGAGAGUUUGCUGGCUUAAGGUGAAAAAUUCUGAAAAGUUUUAUGGCUUUACCUUAGGCCUAUGAACUCCUCUGGCUGCGACUUUCUGGUGUCAGAAACUAGAGUCGAGUAUCUGCCCACUGCACUGUAAUUUGCUGGAUCAUGACACUAGUGAAUGCUUUCGUAAUUUCAUUCUGUCUCAAAGUGUGAUAGUUACUAAAAAAAAAAAAAAAGGCACAGUAUUCUGGAGAAAAAUGCAACUCUAUUGACAUCAUUUGAGCUCAUUGUGCUAAAGGCUUGAUCCCUUUGUAUGCUGCUUUCAGAAAUCUUUAUUGUUACAUAUUUUGGGUGUGUGUGAUCUAGUAAAGUGCAAUUUGUACAGUGCUAGGAAUGUGGUUAUUGUAUCUGAAUGCCUGAAACUGCAAAAUAAAGAGAAAUUUCAUCA
Messenger RNA from Tyto alba (common barn owl), 2822 nucleotides. It is a transcript of the gene RAB3B, whose product is annotated as RAB3B, member RAS oncogene family. The coding region runs from base 176 to 835 and encodes 219 amino acids. Gene Ontology annotation, cellular component: plasma membrane; synaptic vesicle; endosome. The transcript is spliced from 5 exons. The record is from RefSeq and is a predicted model, not a curated record. NCBI's taxonomy places the organism in Eukaryota, Metazoa, Chordata, Aves, Strigiformes, Tytonidae. Gene Ontology annotation, biological process: protein localization to plasma membrane; regulation of exocytosis; protein secretion. Gene Ontology annotation, molecular function: GTPase activity; GTP binding.